Molecule: messenger RNA, 804 nt
Organism: Clonostachys byssicola
Lineage: Eukaryota; Fungi; Ascomycota; Sordariomycetes; Hypocreales; Bionectriaceae
Source: the annotation of a GenBank genome assembly
AUGGUGGACACUGACCAGACACCAAGGGUUUCAAAAGCCAGUGCAAGCAAGGGCCCGGCUACCAGCGCUCCCAGUCUGUCCUCGUCUCAGAGCGAUGCUGCCUAUUCACACGAUAGCAAGCGGUCGAGACGAUCACAGUCACCGUCCAAGUUGUUCCCUUUGUAUGGACCUGACGGCCACCGGCUCGUCCGAGGUUCGCUCAUCCUUGGGUGCGAGCAGACACGGUAUGAUAGCCGUAGUGGAGAGGAACUGGUUCGUCGGGCUUCGCGUAUUGCUGUCCGGUCCAGCGACUGCUCCCGCAUGCUCAGUGACGAGUCUGCCUGGAAUAAUCUUGUGCACUCACCCCUGCUCGAUAUGCUUCUGUAUGAUAUGCGGGAUGGACCAGGCCAGGAAAUCCUGGACUUCAUACCCUGCAUCGACCCAGCAUAUCACCGCUUUCCCGACGCCGCCAGCCGUAUUGACUAUGUCCUUCAGCUACUGCCCGAGCGCGAUCCAGAUAUCAACAAAUCAUAUGAGGCGCUGGCCUUGGGAAUGGCCCCGUGCUUCAAUUGCACGGCGGACCGGCUACUGCAGCAGUACCCGCUGGCCGUCAGCAUCGAGACUAAGCGUUACGGUGGCAACGCGGCUAAGGGGGAGCAGCAGCUCGGCAUCUGGCACGCCUCACACUGGGAUUUUCUUGCGUCACGGGUCAGCGCUGAGGCCAUCGGCGACCUUGGCUUCCUCUCCCGGCGUUGUGGUCCAGGGUCACACUUGGUCACUUGUCAUUACUGUGAGGCGUCAGGCUAUAACGACAGUACUGUGUAG